AGAUGCAGUUGCUGCUUCCAACUCAUUAGCACGCUCCGACCACCAGGCUUCUCGGUCCUUACGCAAGCUUUGCCCAAUUUCCUUACGUAACAUCCUUCGUUUGUGUUCAAACUCACGGUCACGCGGAGUAGACCGACUGGCUUCAAUGAGUUGUAAGGAACCUGAAGAAACCCAGUGCAUAUAAGCGGGACGUUAGAGAGUUUAUCGCAAAUGAUGAACUCUCUAUUUCGAAAAAAGCUCCAUAUCAAAAGAAAUUUUGGCGUUUUUCUUUAAGAGCUCCCCAAAAAUAAGGAAAUUGGAUCAGAUUAGGCCUUGUAUAAUUGAAAUACCUAUUUGAUAUUUGAUGGAAUUUUCAAUCGCUUUUGAUGAAACAUGUUCUGUAUCUUCAAAACCCAAAAUUUUUAAGCACCUCCGAGGUCUUCCGGAAGAUGUCAGCUAACGAUAUUUAAUAAAAUAUGGUACCAUUCAAGCUGGUAUCAUUCUGUAAUAAGAACUAGUCGGGGUGACUAUCCAAUCUAUCGGCUGUUACUACCACACCUCAAAUAUAUUCAGCAUUUAGAUUCUGUUCACGAUUCUAAGUAAACUGUACGGCCUAGUAGGUUUCUAAUUUAAACCAUGCUGGAACAGUGGUCAACUGAUCAUAGUAUUUAAGUUUUAACCAUUGGGUCACAAUGAAAUUCUACUUUUUCUUGUUGUACUUAAGGAGUCGAUUAGUAGUAUCAGAUAUCGCACAUAAAUCGUUACUUCAAACCGCGUACGCAAACCUGUUCUUGAUAGAUGAUCAUAAUAAGACUCUAAAUCACAAACGAUUUUUGCAUUCAUUAUCACUAAAAAAAUUUUUUUCAGUCAUCCUGAAAAUCGUCAGUGAAGGUCAACAUGGAUUUAUUGUGAUCAUCAAUGACAACUGAAAGACUAUUUGAUAAUAUAAGCAUCAAGCCUAGACUUAUUGUAUUCGACUUGGAUUGUACAUUAUGGCCGUUUGACUGUGACAUUUACGAUAGUCAAGUUUUUCACAAAAAUGGUGAUAUGAUUUAUGAUGAAAAUAAUUACCCACUAAAUAUACUUCAAGAUUCAAAUAAUAUAUUGAAAUCUAUCAAAAAAGAAAAGGAUGUACUAUUGGCAUGUGCUUCAAGGACCCCUUCGGUGGAAACAGCUCGUCAGUUAGUUUACCUAAAUGGUUGGGAUAAAUUAUUCGAUCAUAUGGAAAUAUAUCCAAACAGUAAAAUUGUUCACUUCCAGACACUUCAACGAAAGACUAAAAUUCCAUACAAUAAAAUGAUAUUUUUCGAUGAUUUACAAUGGAAUAUCAAAGAAGUAAAAAGUCUAGGUGUUCACAGCCAUCACGUACCUAAUGGUGUGCACACGGGGGCUUUUCGUAAAGCAUUGAAAGAAUAUGAACGGUUUUGGUCUUGUAAAUAAGAAAUCUAUUCAACAAACUACAGUAUUAUCGCCAUUGUCCUUCUCUUUCUCCCCUGGAUCAAACAAACUGUUUCUAGUCAUUUCAGAGAGAGAAUGAGAGAAAACACUACAUUUAUUUCUUUAUCUUUUGAAACUUUUCAAAGCUUUAUCAAGAUGUUUUUCUGUCUGGUUACAUUUUCGCUGACAGUCUUGAUCAUAGUUACUAAUAUUCACUAGUGUAAGUGCCAUUAGUAACCGAGGUGGGUUGGGGGGCCACAUUAAUAACCAACUGUUUCAUCGUAGUUUGCGAUUUUUGACUGAUGAACAAACAUUCAUCACCUAAGCUGAAAAUCAGUUUCAAACGACUUCAGUUCUUGUUUGAAAACUACACUUACCUGUGGUGAUUUAUUCAAAAUAAUGUAGGAGUUAGAAACAAACAGUUGUAUGGUUUCAACUGGAUUAUUUGAAAAAUAUUCUGUCACUGUACACAUUUCGUUUGCAAUAAAAUAGAUAUUAUUUUUAUUAAACUUUCUUAUAUUUUAUUGCUUUAAGUUUUCUUAAAUUAACAUUGUAAUAAGCAAAGAUGGAUGGUGGCUAGCAGCGGGAUUGAGGACGCGCGUUUCAUCCUCUUUGGGACUCGUCAGCUGGAUGUGACUGCAUCCCAGAGUUGGUGUUCAUUCUGGGACUCGAGUCCAGUACCGUUCGCUUCUGGGAUACAGGUACGUCCAAUUGACGAGUCCGAAAUAGAACGAAACGCGCCUCCUGGAUCCCACUGCUAGACGUCAUUCAUCUUUGCCGAUAAUGCUUGCGACUUGAGGUAAUAUAGAGGCAAUCCGCACAAGAUGCACAUAUGCCAAUAAGAGGCUGACCAAUCGCGAUCCUGAACAUCAACGGGAAGAUCCAAACAAACAAUACUAAAUGAAUUUGACAUUGUAAUACUCAACUAAUAAAUUUGACUUUGGAGCUUGUUGAUCGAUUUUACUUAUUAUUAUUACUUAGUUGUAAUCUGUAAUGUUAUAAUUUGUAAACAGAUUUCUAUGCCAUAAUGUUUGAUUGAAAUAUAAUUAAGACAAAGGUAUUUACUAGCAUCUGUAUGUUGACCACAAGUUGCCAUACUGCAUUAACAGAGCGGAAUGAAAUUACCAAAACAAAUACCAAAGUAGUAGAAGUAAUAAUAGUGCGUAGAGAUGUAGAAAAUAUGGGUCAUAGACAAAAUGAUUCGAAUGUUAGAGAGUUCAAGAUAAUAUUAAAAUUCGAGAUAUCUGUGUCGUCGUGACCGAUUCGGAGCCAAUUAGAAUCAUUGUCUUUAAGAAUUAGUUACGACAAUUUUACAGACCCUAACCUGGCAAUCUCCAUCUAUCGACAUGAUUUAGUCUAACGGUUGACGAAGAUUUGCCGAUGCGACGCUUUGGUUUGGCGACUGUUUUCUUUCUUACGACCUACUCCUACACUGGUAAACAUCACCCAUCGAAUUGACCGGUAGUUGGGGAUUAUGAAUUACUUCAAUGGAUGAAGACUCACAGCCCCAUCAACUGAUUUGCCAUAUUUAUCUAGUAUCUAACUUUAAAUUCAACAUCGUUGUCUUGAUGGUCCAAGCAUAAGGAAACAAUACUUUGAAGGGAUCGACGAAUAAAUAUUAGUAAACUAUGAACACCAUCUAGCUUUACUGUGUUAUGUAUAUGGCUAUGCCAUUUUUGGAAGAUAUAUUUUUGUUGGAUCUGAUCUUUCAUACAUAAUUUUAUUUAUCAAAUCAUUUGAAAAUGUAGUGACCGAAGCUUCCUAUUUUCUGUUUAUUGUUAGUAGAAAACAAAUAAAACUUGUUAGAAACUAAACCGAUCUCAGUCAGAUACUCCCAGAUAUAUGUUUCAGUUAUGAAAAUAUAGAAUAACCUGCUUUUUGAUUUUAAGUGAAUAGUCUUUCACAUGUGGAACAGCUAAAACCAUGACAUUCAGCAGCCCAGAAAUCCUUUAUAGUCAUAGGCUUAUUUUUUCUGGCCUUAACAAAUGUGAUCACUUCAUAAAUCUUUUCACGUAUUAUCUGUCUAUUCUAUUAUCUACUUAGUCGAACAUAUAAACAUUAGUACAAGGGAGCAUCACCAGAUAAACGCCGCGGAACAAGCCUUUCGAAGCAACAGAUGGAGACUAAAUUUGCACUACUUCACUAGUCUUGAAUACGAGUCUCGAUGUUGAGACUUUGUGAAGACAUAGCCGACCCUAUCUGUUGUCCGAUCUGAAGUAGUGUGCGAACUUUGCAGGAAUCCAGUUGGAAUGAUGUACAUGGAUUCAGGAGGACUGGUUCAGAAUCUGUGUUAUGUGGUAGAAUUCGACUUUCAACCAGUCAGGGACUUGAACUUCUUUAGAUAGGACAGGGUUCCCAUCACACGCAAGCUGCUGUAGAAGCUGAAGAAUAAAGGAAUAUACAAAAUGGGAAUAAGGGGAUAGAAAAGUGACGCGAUGUAAAAUAUAGGAGAACAUUAACAAACAGUUUUGAGUAUGAAUCGCGAGACUGAGAAUUAAGGCGUAAAUAGAUAUUAUACUUGUAGUUUGUGUAUGGUAUGGGUUACUGACUGGAACCCAAGACCGAAGUGGUGGUUUUACUGGGGGCCAUACCCUGGGCCUGCAAUUUGGAGGCCUAAUCCACAAGGCAGUAGAGCAACAUUAGGUGGUGCAGUCCCAUGGCAACCUGUAGUCAACGAUGGAUUCACACGCCAUUUCUUCCCUCGGGAUCCUGGAGCUCAUGUGCUCCAUUGGUUUAGAAUUAGGGUUUUCCAACUCCCCCAGGUGGGUACUCCAUAUCCAUCAACCCUGUUGAAGUGCUGGACAUUCACUUUCUGUCCUUCCAAUUUCGUAAAUAACCCCCCACCACAAGAAGGCUAUGAUUAGGAAUUCUGUAGAAGUUUCUGUAUAUGCAUGGCCACGAGCGGGACAAUGAACUCUCCCCACCCUCAGCCGUGCCACGGCAUUUGGGAACAUGAGAAGCGAUUUAGGUCAAGUUGAGCUGUUUAUCGCAAACCGUAGCUGUAUUUCAUUAGCCAGAAACAAGGUUUCUGUUGUGCUACAUCUAGGAUAUAUCCGGUAGUUAUUGUUUUUAUCUUAACAACCAAAUAUACUGAUAGUUUUGUUUGAUAGCCAGACUUUCUAUACAUAGUUUUAUAAUUAAAUCAUAAAUUAUAGUCUCGCUAAACUAUCUUUUACAAUUUAUGUAAUAGGCCAGUCGUACUUACAAACACAUAGGUUCCUCUUCUAUGGAAAGAGACAACCUAUUGAAGGGAAAUGUUACUUAAAUUCCUAAGGGACGGAUACAUAUACAUGUUGUAUUUAUUCUGCUGGUCAACUUUCAGAUUUGAAUUGGAUAGAAUUUGAAAUUGUGAUAUGUCUCGAUAAGCACAAUGAAUGGUAACCUUU
Molecule: messenger RNA, 4802 nt
Organism: Schistosoma haematobium
Lineage: Eukaryota; Metazoa; Platyhelminthes; Trematoda; Strigeidida; Schistosomatidae
Product: Magnesium-dependent phosphatase 1
Exons: 5
Coding region: 898-1419 (173 amino acids)
Molecular function (GO): acid phosphatase activity
Source: RefSeq, a predicted model, not a curated record